Messenger RNA from Pelecanus crispus (Dalmatian pelican), 1545 nucleotides. NCBI's taxonomy places the organism in Eukaryota, Metazoa, Chordata, Aves, Pelecaniformes, Pelecanidae. The record is from RefSeq and is a predicted model, not a curated record.
UUUACUGAACAGUGUGUAAAACUGUACAAAUGUUAUCAAUUCUCAGAAAUUCAUGCUGAAGUGCAGCUGAAGAAUUAUGGAAAAUUUCUUGAGGAAUAUACAUCUCAGCUGAAGAGAAUUGAAGAUGCUUUGGAUGACUCUGUUGGAGAUGUUUGGGACUUCAGUCUUGAUCCCAUUGCAUUAAAGCUUUUGCCAUAUGAACAGUCCUCCCUGCUGGAGCUCAUAAAGACAGAAAACAAGGUUCUAAACAAAGUAAUAACUGUGUAUGCUGCCCUUUGCUGUGAAAUCAGGAAGUUAAAAUAUGAGGCAGAAACUAAAUUUUAUAAUGGCCUCUUGUUUUAUGGAGAAGGAGCCACAGAUUCCAGCAUGGUGGAGGGAGAUUGCCAAAUACAGAUGGGAAGAUUUGUUUCUUUCUUGCAGGAGCUGUCUUGCUUUGUUACCCGAUGUUAUGAAGUGGUGGUGAAUGUAGUGCAUCAGUUGGCUGUUCUCUAUACCAGCAACAAGAAUGCAUCUAAAAUUAUAGAGACAUCUGGAGUUCAUUUUCAGGCAAUGUAUGAGCAUCUGGGAGAGUUGCUCACAGUCUUAAUCACGCUUGAUGAAAUAAUUGACAAUCAUGCCACUCUGAAAGAUCACUGGACCAUGUAUAAGAGGCUGCUAAAAUCUGUCCAUCACAACCCUUCUAAGUUUGGGAUUCAAGAAGAUAAACUGAAGCCGUUUGAAAAGCUGCUGUUAAAACUGGAAUGCCAGUUACUUGAUGGAAUGAUAUUUCAGGCCUGUAUAGAGCAACAAUUUGAUUCUGUAAAUGGUGGAGUGUCAGUGUCGAAGAACAGCACGUUUGCUGAAGAAUUUGCUUAUACCCUUCGCACAACUUUUGCAAAUGUUGAGGCCAAACUUGGUGAACCUUCAGAAAUUGACCAGAGAGAUAAAUAUGUGGGCAUCUGUGGCCUCUUUGUACUGCAUUUUCAGAUUUUUCGGACCAUAGACAAGAAAUUUUACAAGUCAUUGUUGGAUGUUUGUAAAAAGGUACCAGCCAUCACAUUAACUGCUAACAUUAUUUGGUUUGCUGACAACUUUCUGAUUCAGAAGAUACCAGCUGCUGCCAAACUUCUGGAUAAGAAAAGUAUUCAUACAGUUAAAAUGCAAAGGGAGAACUUUCUACAGCAGAAGGCACAGUCACUUACCAAAGAUAUGCAGUCAUAUUAUGUUUUUGUGAGCUCGUGGAUGACAAAAAUGGAGUCUAUCUUGUCAAAGGAGCAACGUGUGGAUAAGUUUGCAGAAGAUCUUUCUAACCGCUGCAAUGUCUUCAUCCAGGGUUUUCUUUACGCAUACAGUCUUAGCACCAUCAUUAAAACUACAAUGAAUCUCUACAUGUCAAUGCAAAAACCUAUGACAAAAACAUCGGUGAAAGCUCUGUGCAGACUUGUAGAACUUCUGAAGGCAAUAGAACACAUGUUUUACCGAAGAAGUAUGGUUGUGGCAGAUUCUGUGACGCACAUUGCUCAGUAUCUGCAAUAUCAGGCUCUUCAUGCUAUUUCUGUAGCCAAG